Macaca mulatta (Rhesus monkey) is the source of this 1429-nucleotide messenger RNA. RefSeq names its product BLOC-1 related complex subunit 8 (gene BORCS8). The record is from RefSeq and is marked validated. Gene Ontology annotation, cellular component: BORC complex. Lineage: Eukaryota; Metazoa; Chordata; Mammalia; Primates; Cercopithecidae.
GUACGCGGGGCGUCUGGAACUUAAAGGGGCAACGUACCUUUGCUGUCCCGUUCCACAAGGUCCCUUCUGCGGUCUCAAAGGCUUAUAAGCAAGGGCGGGGGCAGAGGGCUAAAGAAGGGAGUUUAUGCGGUCCGAGUGGGUAAUGCGUGGAGGGCUCCCCCAGCUUGUCUCUCAGGGAAAAGAGGGUUCAGAAAGGGAGAGAGUUCUUCCCCCUCUCCUGCCUGGGUGUCCCUCUACCAGCCUCAGGGGCGUCGCGCCCCCUCCUCACCGCCCCACCCCCGGGUGUGCCUCCUUCCCUCCGUCUCACAGCCCCUUUCCUGUCCGCGAAGACUGAGGAGCGGGGAGGGCGGGCCCUCUGACGCCGGAACUGGAACCGUGCGGCGUCCAGUUUCAGCAGGGAAGACUUAGGUGUCCGUCCCAGCCUCCAGGCUUCCGGUCCCGUUUCCCGGUUCGCUCGGCCGCGGUCGCUAUGGAGGAACCAGAGAUGCAACUCAAGGGGAAGAAAGUCACGGACAAGUUCACUGAGAGCGUCUACGUCCUGGCCAACGAGCCGUCCGUGGCCCUGUACCGGCUGCAGGAGCACGUGCGUCGCUCCCUCCCCGAGCUGGCCCAGCACAAGGCAGACAUGCAGCGUUGGGAGGAGCAGAGCCAGGGAGCCAUCUACACUGUGGAAUACGCCUGCAGCGCCGUGAAGAACCUGGUGGACAGCAGCGUCUACUUCCGCAGCGUGGAGGGUCUGCUCAAACAGGCCAUCAGCAUCCGGGACCAUAUGAAUGCCAGUGCGCAGGGUCACAGCCCGGAGGAACCACCCCCGCCCUCCUCAGCCUGAUCCUGGAAGAGACUCAGGGCACCCCAGCCUCCACCAACCCAGAGAUGGGGUUUCACCAUGUUGGCUAGGCUGGUCUCAAACUCCUGAGCUCGUGAUCCUCCCACCUCAACCUCUCAAAGUGCUGGGAUUAUAGGCGUGAGCCACCGCACCCAGCCUUGGUUCUCCCUUUCUUCAUCUGGAUAAGGAAGGCUGGACUGUACCUUCUCUACAGGCUAAGCUGGACACUCGCAUAUCUGCCCUCCCAACCUGCAUUCUGCCUCAAGCAGCGAUGCCCACCCCAGGUUCAGGCCACAUGGAGAGGCCACCCCUAGUUCCAGGGGUGGAUGUUGCACCUCGGCCUGGCCAAUCAGAGCUGCUGUGUCCUAGGUUCCCAGUGAUUGGUUUGAGAUGGACACGUGACCCAAUGAGAGGCCUUCCUGGGAGUUCUACCGGGAGCAUCAGGAAGGUUGAGCUGGGUGGAUGGGAACGGGGCAGGGACGAGGGGGUUCCAGGGGGGACCUGAGAACAUUGCCUGGGGCUGUGGAUCCAACUGUACCUGACAUUAGCCAAUUUCAUUUCUUCGGUUUCAUGGACACCUGAAUUAUGAUUUUUGCCAAAAUG